Messenger RNA from Larimichthys crocea (large yellow croaker), 1507 nucleotides. RefSeq names its product macrophage mannose receptor 1-like. The record is from RefSeq and is a predicted model, not a curated record. NCBI's taxonomy places the organism in Eukaryota, Metazoa, Chordata, Actinopteri, Sciaenidae. Bases 124 to 1125 code for a protein of 333 amino acids. The transcript has 6 exons.
AAAUGUAAUGUCAUUGGCUUUGCAUAAUAACUUUAGAGGAGGAGGGCAGAAACUCAAAGAAGGUUUGAGAUGUGUCGGAACAAACACGCCUUUGCUUGAAAGAAAAGUUGGAACCUUGCAAGGAUGAACAAGACACUACUGUUUGUCCUGAUUCUCUCAGGGCUGUCUGCUCUUUCAACAAGCAUCCUCCGAGGGCACCACUACAUAAAGAUAUUAAAGACCUGGGCUGAAGCUCAAACUUACUGUAGAGAGAAGUUCAUUGACCUUGCAACUAUAAACAAUCAAGAUGACAACGACAGGCUGCAGAGGGUGUUGAAGGACCCUGGAACAUUUGCAUGGAUAGGGCUUCAAGAUGAUAAGACCAGAUGGAAGUGGGCGAUGGGAAAUGCAGACUUCAACAUUAAUACAGAUUUUAGCAACUGGAGAUUAUCUGAACCUAACAAUUUGGGAUCCAAGCAGAACUGCUGUGUGGUUAAUGUAUUGACGGAAUGGUUUGACUUUCCAUGUACCGAUCUACGUGCUUCAAUCUGUUAUGACGCACGAGAUCCUUCCAAGUACAUUUCAGUGGACACUUUCAUGACUUGGUACGAUGCUAAGACAUACUGUAGGGCCAAACACACAGACCUCCUCACAGUGUGGAAUAAGUCUGUGAAUGAUCUAAUUGCCACACUACCAGAAAGAAGACACUGGAUGGGCCUCCACAGACAGCCCUGGGCCUACUGGUCUGACAAGAUCCCCACAACCUUCACUAACUGGGACUCCGGCCAGCCCGACAACGAAGGGUCAACAGAAUCAUGUACUGCAGUUGACACAACCACAGGAAAGUGGCUGGAUAUGGACUGUGAGAAAAAGUACUAUUUUGUCUGUCAAGAUGAAAUUCAGCACCAAACAACGUUGAAGUUAAAGUUCCAGUCUGAAACGGACCUGAAUGUUCCUGCUGUCCAGCAACAGAUUUUGGAGCAGCUGCAGACUCACAUGGCUGAACAUGAGUUACCACACGUUAAACUCCGCUGGAUUGAGAAGGAUGAGCAGACUUUUCACAAGCAACAAAAGAUGAUGAAAGAAGAAGAGCCGGCGUCUGAUCCGUCAUUGUGCGAAGGACGUCCUGAACAUCCUAAAACCUGACACUCUUCCAUGAAGUGCUAAUUUAACACAAUAGUUAAAGUUUGUUCUGUUAUUUAAGAUGUUCAUUUGCCUGUUUGCAAUUUUAAAAAAAAAUGUUGCACCGUAUAGUGAUAGUGGUUUAAAAUGAGUUUGAGAAAUAUAAACACGUCACACUUAAAUGUUUGAUGAAAAUCUUUCAAUGAUGGGCGUUUAUCUUUUCUGGCUUUGAAAUGUGUGGUCCUGUUAAUGAUGAACGUCAUGGUUAACAAUCAGAAUUUCUCACAAUGUGUUUUAUGUUUGUAACAAAGGCCUGGUUUGUGUAAGUGUGUGGUACUUUAUUUAUGCCGUUCUUCUAUUCAUAAUUGUGAUCAACAAGAUGGAGAAAUAAAUAAAUAAAUGAUUG